AUGGCGAUGUUUUGGAGUCGGAAUUUUAGUCGGCCACUGCAGCUGAAGCUGGUAUUCGCCAAAGCAGCCGAUGGAGGUCGGUGCAAUGUCGAGAAGUUCAAGAAGCUUCUCGUUUUUGGUUUGGCCCCCCACCUGGCGGAGCGUUUGUUCUGCCUGUUCUCUGGAGGUAAGGAUCAUCUGACCCAGGACGAAUUCGAGGCCGCCGUCACAAGAUACGGCAAUCUCUCCCCGCAAGAAAAUGUUGACUUCGUUUUCGAGCUCUACGAUACGCACCAGAGCAAGCUUCUGACCAAAGACGCGAUUGUGCAGCUGCUGAAGAUUUCCUGCGACCUGCACUCGAUCGAUUCAAGCGACAAGAAGCUUGAGAAUUGGGCGAAGCUCAUUUUGGGCGAAAGAGACGGCCUCACAGCGAUCGAUUUCAAGGAGUUGAUUGAGUCUGACAAACACUUCAACCUGAAAAUCAAUGUUUUUGAUUGGUUCGUGAAACCAGAGCAGCCACAAGAGGUUGACCGCGGAAUUCUCCUACUCAAGACAUCCUACUACAGACGGAACAUCAAAACCGUCAUCCCUGUGUUCGCAUUCGCCGCGAUAAUGCUCGCUCUCGGGAUCGAACGGUUCUUCUCCGAAACUCGUCUGCACUCCUCGGCUCGCGCAACGAACUCCUCGCAAUCGGUGGGAAGAUGUCGGAUCGAGAACGGGCUCCUCCAGCUGCACUCCGAGUGGGAAUUAUGGGCGAAGAUUUUCGGAAAGCUUCUCAACUUCGUCUCGAUGAUGAUGUUGGUUCUAGUGCUCCGGAAUCUCAUCACCCUAUCGCGAAAACUCGGCUUGAGCCGACUUCUGCCCCUCGACAACAACAUCUAUUUCCAUGAAAUGAUCGGCUACAUAAUCACUCUGUGCUCGAUAGCCCACACGGUUUGUCACGCCAUAAAUGUGAUAAACCUAUCCGUCGAAUGGAGCGAUGUCUGGUGUAUUUUGUUCACGAAUAACUUCGACGGCACUGGACUGGUGAGAGGGGCUCCGAUCGUCACCGGCUGGAUACUGCUCGCUGUGCUUGCGUUCCUGGUGGUUUUCUCUGUUCCCGCGAUCCGGCGCAACGGGCAUUUCGAGCUGUUCUUCAACACGCACAGACUCUACGUCGUCUACUUCAUUGUUCUGGUCUUGCACGCGCCCAAGUUCUGGCACUGGUUGCUGAUCCCUGGCUCGCUCUUCGUUCUGGAUUCCAUCGUGAAGAUCACGGGGUUCUUCCGAAAGCUCGGCCGUACCCAUGUGAGCCGAGCAGAAUUGUUCAAAGGCGACACCGUGGCCUUGACGAUUGCCAAACCGGGAGGCUUCCGUUUUCGUUGCGGUGAUUAUAUCUAUCUGAAUAUUCCCCAGAUCUCGAAGUACGAGUGGCACGCUUUCACCAUCAGCAGUGCACCGGAAGUCGACGACCUCACUGUGCACAUCCGUGUGGCCGGGGAAUGGACACGACAUCUGUAUGAGACGAUCGACGUGGCCUAUAAGAAAAAGCUUCGCGAAAGGAGGCUAUGCGAGACUCCGCGUCCGUCACAGUCGACCAGGUCGCCAAUACGAAGGAGACACACGGUCCUCUUCUCGGACACACGCAGCUUCGACGCGUCGCACGCCGGUCCGCAAGUGGCCUUCAGCAUCGCUUCGAACGGGGUUCGCUUGAGAGGCGGCGGAGAAAGCUUGAAAAGACGUUUAUCCAAAAUGAUCUCCCGCGGAGACCCUCUGAUGAUGAAGUAUGGACGCAGAGACUCUCGAGGACCAUGGGACGAAGCCUCGAGGAAAUCCCAAGUCCCGGAUGAGUCCGAGAUGGUCGUGGACGACAAAAUAAGGGUUUGGAUCGACGGGCCCUACGGAGCUCCGUCGAGUGACUUUCUGCAGUCUCCUCAUCCCGUUCUGGUGGCGACAGGAAUCGGUGUCACCCCAUUCUUCUCAAUCGUCCAAAGUAUAAUUCAUCGAUGCCUAGACGUGAAGACUGAGUGCACGGAGUGCGGUCAUGUUUUCAUCGCGUCUUGUCCGGAAUCUUUGGGAUCCUUGAAGCGCGUCGACUUCGUUUGGAUCGUGCGAGAUUUCACGUGGGUCGCCUGGUUCAAGACUGCACUCAAGGAUCUCAUGCAGAAUCAGAAUCGGUUCGGAGACGUUCUGAAAGAUUUGAUCAGGAUCAAAAUCUACGUCACUUCGGUAGAUGAAAGGGUCACCGUGAAUAACCUGCUACUGAAGAUCGCCUUGGAGAAAGAGAACGCAAGCAAGAAUUCGAGAUUGCACAAGCUUCGCAGCAACAUCGAGCUCGGACGCCCGGCCUGGGAUCAGAUUCUCAGCCAAGUCAGAGGAGAGCACGCAGAUGCUACCGUUUUCUUCUGCGGUUCUGCGAAACUUUCGAAAGAACUUCGCGCCAAGUGCCUGAAAAACGAGCUCGAAUUCAGAGAGGAGGUUUUCUGA
Molecule: messenger RNA, 2445 nt
Organism: Galendromus occidentalis (western predatory mite)
Lineage: Eukaryota; Metazoa; Arthropoda; Arachnida; Mesostigmata; Phytoseiidae
Gene: Nox
Product: NADPH oxidase
Exons: 1
Coding region: 1-2445 (814 amino acids)
Biological process (GO): superoxide anion generation; defense response
Cellular component (GO): plasma membrane; NADPH oxidase complex
Molecular function (GO): superoxide-generating NAD(P)H oxidase activity
Source: RefSeq, a predicted model, not a curated record